Epinephelus moara (kelp grouper) is the source of this 3279-nucleotide messenger RNA. It is a transcript of the gene nefma, whose product is annotated as neurofilament medium chain a. Gene Ontology annotation, molecular function: structural constituent of cytoskeleton. Lineage: Eukaryota; Metazoa; Chordata; Actinopteri; Perciformes; Serranidae. Bases 270 to 2996 code for a protein of 908 amino acids. Gene Ontology annotation, cellular component: cytoplasm; axon; postsynaptic intermediate filament cytoskeleton. Gene Ontology annotation, biological process: neurofilament bundle assembly. The transcript is spliced from 3 exons. The record is from RefSeq and is a predicted model, not a curated record.
ACUGAGCGGGACCCCGGACCAUUAGCAGACGGCCAGAGGGGGAUGCGCCCUCCCCUCCCUUCCGUCAAUGGACGAAACAAAACUGCUUGGACUUGCCUUGUUAGCGGCACAGCCUCUGAUAUAUAAGGAGCAGGCGGAGGAGCCCUCAGUCGCUGUGAGAGCCACACACACACAUAACACACAUACACCCACAUACAUACUCGCCCACCGCCUUCACCUCCUGCACCGUCCCCCUUCAUUCCUGCGCACAUCCCGGGCAGUCUGACCGGAUGAGUUACCCGGUGGACACGGUAGGGAGCCCCUUCAGGAGAGUUAUGGAUACUAGGACGACCGGCUACGGCUACAGCCGCUCCAGCGGCACCCCCUCCAGCGGCUUUCGCUCCCAGUCCUGGUCCCGGGCAAGCCCCGGCUCCACCAUGACCACGUCUUACAAGAGGAGCGUGAAUUUGCCUGUGUCCCGAGCUUACGGCUCAACGGUGCUCAGCUCCGCCGACAGCGUUGAUUAUAGUCAAACCUCCAUCCUGAACGGAGACUACAAGCGAUCUAAUGAGAAAGAGCAACUUCAAGGGCUCAAUGACCGAUUUGUUGUUUACAUUGACAAGGUGCACUACCUGGAGCAGCAGAACAAGCAGAUCGAGGCGGAGAUCCAGGCACUGCGGCAGAAGCAGGUGUCUCGCACCCAGCUGGGCGACCUCUACGACCAGGAGCUGCAGGAGCUGCGCUCCAUGCUGGAGCAGAUCCACCACGAAAAGGCGCAGAUCCAGCUCGACACCGACCACAUCGAGGAGGACAUCCAGCGGCUCAGGGACCGCUUUGACGAAGAGGCUCGCAUCCGGGAGGAGACAGAGGCCAUCAUCCGCGUCCUGAAGAAGGACUCGAGCGAGUCGGAGUUGGUGAAGUCCGAGUUGGAGAAGAAAGUUCAGUCGCUGCAGGAUGAGAUCGCCUUCAUCCGCAACAACCACGAGGAAGAGGUGAGCGACCUCAUCGCCCAGAUCCAGGCGUCUCAGGUGACCGUGGAGAGGAAAGACCUGCAGAAGGCAGACAUCACCGAAGCUCUCCGGGAGAUCCGCAGCGAGCUGGAGGGCCACUCCAACCAGAACCUGCAGCAGGUGGAGAACUGGUUCAUGUGCCGCUACGCCAAGCUCACCGAGGCUGCGGAGCAGAACAAGGACGCCAUCAAGUCCGCCCGUGAUGAGAUAUCCGACUACCGCCGCCAGCUGCAGUCCAAGACGGUGGAGUUGGAGUCUGUCCGCGGGACAAGGGACUCGCUGGAGAGGCAGCUGAACGACAUCGAGGACCGCCACAACAGCGACCUGUCCAGCCUGCAGGAGACAAUUCACCAGCUGGAUAAUGAGCUCAAGAGCACUAAAUGGGAGAUGGCUCGUCACCUGCGCGAGUACCAGGACCUGCUCAAUGUCAAGAUGGCCUUGGACAUUGAGAUUGCUGCAUACAGGAAACUCCUUGAGGGCGAGGAGACCCACUUCAGCACUUUCCCCUACCGUCAGGCCGUUACCCCAACCAAAAUCUCCAAGUCUAAAUCAGACACUACCAAGCUUAAGGUGCACCACAAGUUUGUAGAGGAGAUCAUCGAGGAGACGAGGGUGGAGGAUGACAAGUCUGACAUUGACGAAUCCCUGGCAGAGAUAGCACAAGAGCUGUCUGCCACACUUGGAGGAGAGGAGGGAGAGGAGGAAGAGGGCGAGGAGGGAGCAGAGGGUGAAGGAGAAGAGGGAGAAGGCGAAGGUGAGGAGGAAGUUGUAGCCGCCACUGAAGCCAAAGUCAGCGCUAGCGCACCUGGCGAGGAGGAAGAAGAGGAGGAGGAAGAGGGAAAAGGUGGUGAUGAGGAGGAAGAAGGGGAGGGAGAAGGUGGCGAGGAAGGAGAGAAGGAAGAGGAAGGUGAGGGAGAAGGUGAAGAUGAGGGUGAAAAGGGGGGUGAUGCAGGGGGAGGUGAUGAGGGAGAAGGAGAAGAGGGAGGAGAAGGGGAGGAGGAAGUUGAGGAGACAGUGCUGUGCUCCAAAGCUCCAGAGUCUAAAGCCUCUCCUGACAAAGAGAAGGCCGGAGACAAGGAAGGAAGCGGAGGAGAGGAGGAAGCUGGUGCUGAAGAAGAGGGUGGUGAUCAGGAUGAAGAUGCAGGCAGUGACAAAGUAUCCAAAAGCGAAGAUGAGAAGGAGGAAAAAGAGGAUGCAGACAAAGGUAAAAAGGAAGAUGAGAAGACGGUAAAAGAUGAGAAAGCGGAUGACAAAUCAGAAGAAGCUGUAGCCAAGACGGAAGCUCCCAAAACAGAAGCAGCAAAGUCCGAAGAUAAGAAGGAAGAGGCUGCCAAGACUGAAGCAUCAAAACCUGAUUCUCCCAAAUCUGAAUCCCCAAAGCCUGGAUCCCCCAAGUCUGAGUCACCUAAACCUGGAUCCCCCAAGUCUGAAUCACCUAAACCUGGCUCUCCUAAAUCUGAAUCCCCCAAGCCUGCAUCAUCUCCCAAAUCUGAGUCCCCCAAAGAAGGCUCACCAAAAGCUGGAUCCCCCAAACCAAGCUCCCCCAAAUCAGAAUCCCCGAAACCUGAAUCUCCAAAAGCUGAAUCCCCAAAGACAGAGACCGCCAAGCCUGAGGCCCCUAAAGCUGCUGAAGACAAAUCAGAGAAGAAGAGUCAAUCAACAGAUGACAAGAAGGUAGAAAAGAAGGACGUCGCCAUGAACGGCGAAUUAGACAAGAGCAGCCCAGAGGAGAAGGAGAAGAAGGACGAGGAGAAAGAAGUUGACGUGAUCGCUAACGGCGUGGACGAGAGCCCCGUCAAGGAAGACGGCAGCCAGAAGGUGGUGAUCACCAAAACCGUCGAGACGAUUACCACCGGAGAGGAUGGCUCCAAGCUCGUCACCAAAUCCGUCACUGUGACCGAAACAGUGAAGGAAGACGUGGAGGAGGUGAUGCAGGAGAAGGUCACGACCAAGAAGACGGAGAAGCACUCCACCCAGUCCAUCAAGCAGGUCACCGAGGCCGAAUGAGCGAACUCCGCGACCAGAGGAGAGGACACGAAGACAAGCAAUCAACUCAGAACUAACAUAACAAAGAAAAAUCAUACAGCUAGAGCGAUGUAAUAAAGAUAACCACUCUCAAACAUACAAAAACAAAAUCAUAGAGAGAAGCCAAAACUUAAAAAUGCUACAAAUUUCCAAACUGCAUGUUGAGUGACAGCUUUAAAUGGGCUUCGCUGCAGAUGUGGUCGGGAGCAAGUGACUGAGACAUUUUAUCCUCUUUUUCCUUUCUUUCUGCAGUUUACGGGCGAGC